AAUCUUUGAUCAUUAGCCAGUCGCACGAUAAUCUACGACGACGAGAACGACGUUACGACAAAAAAAAUAUUGCUCGACUCUCUUUUUUAUCCAACAAAAGGAAAAAAUCAUGAAGACCGUUGCCAUUUUCGUCACUUUGUUUUUCGCCCUUGCCCUGGCAGAAGAUGAGGACAAUUGUCCGCUUGGUGAGGCCCUAAAAAAGAACAUCGAUAUAUGCAUUGAAGAGCUCAAUCCUUCGGAAGAAACUCUUAAGCUUAUGUCAGAGAACAAAGGCAUAGAAAACCCAGAAGUUCAAUGUUUCUGGGCCUGUUUGAUGAGGAAAGGCGAUUUGAUGAAAGAUGCCAAGUUCCAGUUCGACAAACUGGAAGAAUUGAUUAAAGAAGAUGAGGAAUUAGACUCCAAAAAGGCGGAGGAAAUAACCGAAAUGAUAAAGAGUUGCAAAUCGGAGGCGGAGGUGAGCGACGAUGAAUGCGAAGUAGCAGCUAAAUACGGAAUGUGCCUGGAUGCGAAAAAGAAGGAAAAGCAGUGAAUUUCCACUCAAAGAUGCGGCAUUUAUUUUUAUUAUAUAACCCAAAUCGGAAAAUGGAGGCCAGUAAAAUGGGGUGAAAAAUUAGGCAAUUAUUCAAGCACGCGGUCAGUCAAAUUGUACUAAAUACACAAUGCGGAAUGCUUAAUAAAACAUACGUUCAAUAUUCUACAUUAAAAA
Venturia canescens is the source of this 706-nucleotide messenger RNA. RefSeq lists its product as uncharacterized. Gene Ontology annotation, molecular function: odorant binding. The coding region runs from base 110 to 529 and encodes 139 amino acids. The record is from RefSeq and is a predicted model, not a curated record. The transcript has 5 exons. Lineage: Eukaryota; Metazoa; Arthropoda; Insecta; Hymenoptera; Ichneumonidae.